Messenger RNA from Poeciliopsis prolifica (blackstripe livebearer), 1471 nucleotides. It is a transcript of the gene cyyr1, whose product is annotated as cysteine/tyrosine-rich 1. The record is from RefSeq and is a predicted model, not a curated record. The transcript has 4 exons. Bases 243 to 716 code for a protein of 157 amino acids. Lineage: Eukaryota; Metazoa; Chordata; Actinopteri; Cyprinodontiformes; Poeciliidae.
CUCAGCAGGGGGACAGUGAGCAAACGGUGGGAGGACAAGGUGGGGGAUAAAACCCUCCAGUCUGCCGGAGGCGUGGGGUCGGGAAAGGCGUCCACGCGUGGGGGGAGAGAACAACCCAGGAGCUACGCUUCACAAAGAAGAAGAGAAAUCCAAACUUUGAUCAAACUGCUCGAGUGAAACAUGCCAGAUGCGUUACUUCUUUGAGAGAAGACAAGCGGUUUUGUCAGUUAAAACAGGAGAUCAUGGAAAUCCUCAGCAGGAGAUGGAGAACGGAGGCGCUUAAAUUUCUGAGGAACUCUCUGCUGCUCGGUUUGUUCACUGGUGGUAGCGAGGCGCACUGUGAAGGCUGCAUAGAGUACUGCUGUGAAGGCUCGCCACCUUUCUGCUGCUCCUACUACGCCUACGUCGGGGACGUCCUCUCAGGCACUGCCAUCUCCGGCAUUGUGUUCGGCGUGGUGUUUCUGAUGGGGGCGGUGGCGGCCCUGUUCCUGUGCGUGUGCAUGUGCAUGAAGAACGGACGUGGAGCGCGGGUCGGAGUUUUCAGCACCUCCUACAUCAACACUGUUACCCAGGGUUACCCAGGUCCUCCACCUCCUUACAGCUACAACUAUGAGAUGUACCCACCAUCAUUACGACCCCCACCCUACACCCCAGCCCAACCUCAACAAGCCAACUACUCUCCGCCGCCUCCUUAUCCCGGCUUCACCCGCAAGUGAGUUCUCGCCAUGCAGAUCGCACGCUGGCUGGACCAUAAAUGGACACUCGCCGUGGUCGCUCUUCGGGUUCACCAAACUAAAAUUGUCAGAAUACCACCCCCUUUCUCUGCCCCCUAAAGCCCAGCUUUACUGCACUGCUGGUUUGAAGCAGAGCCUCUGGUGGGAAGAGAGAAAAUGUGGGUCAGGAUUGGAAACGCACACAUGCCUCAUCACGUCUGAAAGACUUAACUUGUUGGCAGCUUAACUGUUCUGACCUGCACUCUCUGCCCCCGUUUGUGCACAUCAGAGGUACUGGCUGCAGUUUGAUGAAGGUGAAGACCAUGCUUUUUCUUUCCUGCAUCAUCACGAGUGGUGAGGAAUUGUCAGUGAUAAACUGCAGACGACUUCUUUUUUUUUUUUUUUUCCCCAUUCUUGGAGCUAUUUUGCUCCACUUUUAUUUGAAACGAUGAUUAUUUUUAUUAUAUCGAUCUGGACCUGCUUUGUAUUGAACUGAAAGACAUGAUUUCAUCCAUUAUAGUAAAAAUGGUGACUUUAAAUCAUAGGCAGCUCAAAACUGGACUGUUGUAAAGUACUGACAUUUCUUUUACCCAAGUUUUAAAUAAUGCGGGGUAUUAAUGUGGUAGUUUAAACUCAAAGUGACUUCACUGUGCUUAAACUGUGAAUUGAUGGGACGUCAUCAUUAUAAAUAUCAGGUCAAUAACUGUUUCCCUGUGUCAGUGCCUGUGUUGUAAAUUAAAGAUAUGUUUUUGAAUACA